This is a messenger RNA of Penicillium salamii, 1299 nucleotides long. The record is from the annotation of a GenBank genome assembly. NCBI's taxonomy places the organism in Eukaryota, Fungi, Ascomycota, Eurotiomycetes, Eurotiales, Aspergillaceae.
AUGAGAGCACACGGACAACAGAUCUCUGACCGUUUGACCGUUGAAGUCGACUGCCACUCUCUGGGCCCUAGUGAAUGCCCCUCGAUGACCUCGAGCUUCUCUCCUUUGGACUCUCCAACUCCCACGCCUACCAGCAUCUACAGCCAAGGCUCAAUGGCCUCACCCGGGUGGCCUGACUCUACGCAAUAUCACCAUGGAAUGCCCAUGGAGCGCCGAACUUCGCAGACUCCAUUGCGCAGCGCUUUCCGGAUGGCCGAUCUCACCUCCAACGAUGGCAUGAUGAACAUGCCGUGUGGCAGCAUGGAUCGACCAGAGCAGAUGCCCUUGCCCGAGUAUCUGCCCGGAUACGAAGACCAUGUCGACCAGCUGUGGCUCCCGCAGGAUGUCCCAAAGACCUACCAGGAGGCUCAGUUCCCUUACCAGGCUCAGAUGCCUCAGUACAAUCAAAUGGCGCGCAACUACUACCACCGACCUCAGCAAGCCGGGUAUCUUCCCGAGUCUGCUUCCAAUCCUUGUCUAUCUCGCCCUAUCUUCAACCAACCCAACGAGCGAAUGCCUAACUCCGCCUCCAUGAGCAACAUGCUCCACUGGAUGCCCUCGCAGGAGUCUCUGGUACCGCAAACCAUCACUCCUUCCCAGGCAUUCCCCCCUGCCGGCCCUAUGACGCCACCAUCUUCUUCUUACUCUGAAUUCCCCACCAACAUCCCUACCUACAAGUCCCACACUCCUUCCACCCCUCACCGCUCGGUCUCCAUGGGUACCCCCUCUGGAUCAGAUACCCCCAUCAGCCGGAUGUCUCACGGCGAAUACCCCGACGAGUUCCAGCUCUCCCCUGUGUACCGUGAUGGCUUGAUUCAACGCCAUCGCCAGCCAUCCCGCAAGCCUUCCAAGAAGCAGCUUCUUCGAUCUACAUUGAGUCUCGAGAACCUGCCGCCAAUCAUCAAGCAGGUCCAAUUCAAGUGCAAGGAGCCCGGCUGCAAGGGUCGGUUCAAGCGCCAGGAACACCUCAAGCGUCACAUGAAGAGCCACUCUAAGGAAAAGCCCCAUGUCUGCUGGGUUCCCGGAUGCCACCGCGCGUUUUCUCGCAGCGACAAUUUGAAUGCUCAUUACACGAAGACCCACAGCAAGCGAGGAGGUCGCAACCGUUAUGUGGCUACCCUGGAUGACACCAGUCCAGACUUCGACCCUGACUUCCGGGGUCAACUUACCCCCGAUGGUCGCCCUAUGUACGGCACUAAGCUUGAAGAUGCUAUUCCUGACUGUGGCGACCUUAGCGUUGAUGGCUGCUGGGAUGACUAG